Vicugna pacos (alpaca) is the source of this 3968-nucleotide messenger RNA. RefSeq names its product dynein axonemal intermediate chain 4 (gene DNAI4). Lineage: Eukaryota; Metazoa; Chordata; Mammalia; Artiodactyla; Camelidae. Gene Ontology annotation, biological process: cilium movement. Gene Ontology annotation, cellular component: axonemal dynein complex. The record is from RefSeq and is a predicted model, not a curated record. Gene Ontology annotation, molecular function: dynein light chain binding; dynein heavy chain binding.
CGCCAGCCAACCGCGCGGCCGCUUGUUCAGCCAGGGCUCCACCGUCUCCAUGACGCCGGGCAAACAUUAUAGUGCCUCGGCCGGAGCCGCUAACGCUGGGAUUUGGGGUACAGGGACUCCAGAAACAGCCAGGGAAAGCGGGUGGUCUUCCACUCUCCAGCCAGCCAGUCGCCACCAUGCCCAUCUCUCCGGUAAACAGCCGCAAGCAGCUGAACCUCACCGUAAACAUUGGCUCACAGCCAGGAAAGUCUAUUAGCUUUACUGGCCUAGCAAAGGGAGCUCAAAUGAAAGGAGGAUAUAUUGGUGCAAACCAAAGCAGAAUGGCUAUGUCAAAAACCAUGCUGAUUGUAUCUGAUGUAAAAACAACAGAAAAAAUGACUAUUUCCACUACAAAGACAGCCAUACAGGUGAUUGAUGCACAUGGAGUUGAUGUCACUCCCAGACCUCUUUACCAUCCGGAUCCACAUACUGGUGCAGCAAAGCCAAAUAAACUGUUGACAUCACAGGAAGGAUCCUAUACAUCAGACUUUAUAGCUUCCUAUAGCCUGUAUCAGAAUACAAUAAAUCCAAGUAUGUUAGGGCAGUUUACAAGGUCAGUUUUAGGAAGCAGUACAGUCUCUAAGUCAAGUGUAUCCACUACUGAAUCAAUGGCAGAAGACCUAGAAGAACCAUCCUAUAAACGGGAAAGAUUGUACAGUUUUACAGAUUUACGAGUUAUGAGGUCAACACCUGGAAAAACUGUAACAAAAGAAGACCUGGAGAAGACGAUAGAGAUAAUGCUCACAGAGACAGAAACAAUGAGAUUUUUUAACCUACCAACAGUCAUGGUUUCUGUAGAAUCUGAAGAAGCUGAGAAACUAAGCCGGAGAAACAAGAAUUAUGAGACCCUUUGUCGAAAUAGAUUAGGCAAUGACUUGUAUGUUGAAAGAAUGAUGCAGACUAUUAAUGGAGCACCAAAGAAUAAAGAAGUUCAGUGUGACAGAAUCAUAAAGGAAGACAAAGGCAUAAUGUCCACUGCUUGGGAUUUGUAUGAUUCUUAUAAUGCUAUGGAGCUUUCAUCUUUACCAGUGAAACAACCUACAAUUGAUUCAAGUAGUAAAGCAACUGUGCCUUCUAAAGAUUGGGACCAAAGAGCACCAGGGAGCACUUUAGAAAAAAUUAGUGAAGGUAGUUCUCUAAUGGAUAUAGAAAAUGUAAUUCUGGCUAAAAUCCACAAUGAUGAAGAAAACCACUCAGAUGCAGUAUUGAAAUCUGACAAAUUUCAACAGGACUUAUUUUUUAUGGAACGAGUUAUAAUGGAAAAUAUAUUUAGGCCAAAACUUGCAGCUUAUCGUCAGCUUCCUGUUUUAAAAGAACUGGAACCUGAAGAAUCUGAAAUCUUUUUAGAAGGUGAAAAACUUGAAGAGAUAGAAGAGGAGGUUAAGAAGGAAGAGGAAGAAGAAAUGGAAAUAGGUUCUGAACAGUCAACAAUACCAGCCAAUUUGGAACGACUUUGGUCCUUUUCCUGCGACUUAACCAAAGGCCUUAAUGUCAGCAGCCUUGCCUGGAAUAAAACAAAUCCAGACCUUUUGGCUGUUGGCUAUGGGCACUUCGGGUUUAAAGAGCAAAAAAGAGGACUGGCUUGCUGCUGGUCAAUAAAGAAUCCCAUGUGGCCAGAGCGUACUUAUCAGAGUCCUUACGGAGUUACUGCUGUGGAUUUUUCAAUUGGAGCACCUAACCUUUUAGCAGUUGGUUAUCACAAUGGCACUAUUGCAAUUUAUAAUGUGCAGAGCAACAGUAAUGUUCCAGUUCUGGAUAGUAGUGAAUCACCUCAAAAACAUUUGGGACCUGUCUGGCAGCUUCAGUGGAUAGAACAAGAUCGAGGAACAACAGGCGAUGACAAAAGGGAAAUACUAGUUUCUGUAUCAGCGGAUGGAAGAAUCUCCAAAUGGGUUAUACGGAAAGGACUGGACUGUCACGAUUUGAUGCGUUUGAGGCGAACUACUGCCAGCACCAGCAAAAGAAUGGAAAAGGAAAAGAAAGGUGAAGCUUUGAUAUCUCGACAAGCUCCUGGAAUGUGUUUUGCUUUUCACCCCAAGGACACAAAUAUCUAUUUGGCUGGCACGGAAGAAGGUCAUAUUCACAAAUGUUCUUGUUCAUAUAAUGAACAAUAUUUAGAUACCUACAGAGGGCAUAAGGGUCCAGUGUAUAAAAUAGCAUGGAAUCCAUUUUGUCAUGACGUAUUCUUAAGCUGUUCUGCAGACUGGGGUGUUAUUAUAUGGCAGCAUGAGAAUCUCAAACCAUUUUUGAGUUUUUAUCCAACUUCUUACGUUGUUUAUGAUGUUGCUUGGUCUCCAAAGUCAUCCUAUAUAUUUGCAGCUGCAAAUGAGAGUAGAGUGGAGAUUUGGGAUCUUCACAUCAGCACUUUGGACCCCCUGAUUGUGAAUGUUGCUAACCCUGGAAUCAAGUUCACAACUGUUCUCUUCGCCAAACAAACAGAUUGCCUUCUGGUGGGAGACAGUGAUGGACAAGUUGCUGUGUAUGAAUUAAGAAAUAUGCCCACUGGUUUGGAAUCUAGCCGGGGAGAUGUAAUAGAAAAUUUGCUUCAGCCCAAGUCAAGUCAAAGCAUAAUUCAUCAUCAGUAGUAUAUUUUUUGUUGCUGUUUAAAGGAACAGUGUUUAAUAUCCAAUAGUCUGGUAUGUACGCAGUAAACUGGGAUUUUGAUUUUAGAAAACAAAAUAUACAUUUGAUGUAUAAUGUCCAUCAGAAUUUAAUAUAAAUUUCAUGAACUUUUAUUUCAGGGAAAUGUGAUUAGUUUGUCAUUUAAGCUAAUUGUAAGAGUUUUGUUGGGUUUUCCUUAAUUUUUUGAAACGUAUUCCUAUUCUUUUCCUUAGUCAUAUUCCAAGUACAUAUAAGUACAUUAUAUGUACUUAUAAAAUGUCCAGAUAGGUUAGAAAAUUGUUACUCCUUUAGAAGCAAAGCUUGGAAAUUACUAGAAUUACUUAAACUAGGAUCUUUAUUAAGACAAAGUUCCAUAGACUUUUAAAUCUUCUGCUUUCUUAGCUCUGUUUUCCAGGAUUUAUGAAUUUUGCAGAUGUUAGUAUUAUAAGAAUAUUGGUUUCACAUACCCAAUUUUAAAUAAGAAUUUUAUCCUCUUAAAUCUGAAGCUAUAGAACUUUGUUAGACUAUUUAACAAGCAAAAGAUAUGACAGCAAAUGUCAGAAUUGCACUCUCUGGCCACAGGCACCACACUCCCAAUUCAGUGAGAAGAGUUAGUUUAGGACACAUCAGGGCACCCUCCUCUACGUGUCCAGAAUCUGCUCUUAAGUGGGCCCAGAGAGAAAAUAGAAAGUCCCUGAUUAUUUGCAUCAGGAUGUUAUUUUGUGAAGGGUUCUAGAGCAAGCUUGUGGAAAUAGGAGGGGUGGGGGACAGCAACUCCUCCAAAUAUAGAAUGCUAAAGUGUUCCGUGCUGUUUGUUUUAACAAGUCUUGAGACCAUAGGACAGUAUGGCCUGUGCUAUAAACCAUUCUAAGUGGAGAUGAGAGGAUAAGGCACUUGAAAACUCACUUAACUGUCUGAAAAAUAACAUAUAUUAAAAACUGAGAAUGGACUCAUUGCAACAGUGGGGACUACCUUUUACAAGUAUCCACAUCUUCACAAUCCAUUUCUUUGACACCAUCCUUUACACAAAAGUGAGGCAGUUUUUAGGUGGACUGAAAGCUUAGGUCAGGUUAUAAGGCUGAUAUAUUUUUCUACUUGUGUAAGUCAUUAACUUUUUUGUCUUUUUAAAACGUUUGGACUUCCCAUAGCAGCUUGGAUGGCAAAAUAAAAAUUUAAUUGAAAAAUGUGUUUCUUUUUAUUAUAAAUUUUUGAUCUUUAAAAUUUUGUACAUAUUCUACUGUCAUUGCUCAUCAAGCCUAAAUGAAAAAAUAAACCUAUUUUAUUAUUCUUGGAUCAUGAACUGAACCUGUUCCAUCAUAUAGAAUCAU